AUGGAUCACUUGUGCCCCGCCUUGCCGAAUCGGCUCAACUACAUUCACUGGAUAGAGGACGUGCUGCAUGCCUCGCAUAUCACCGACGUGCAAGGACUUGAUAUCGGUACGGGAAGUAUUGCUAUUUAUGCAUGUCUUGCGUGUGCCAUGCAUCCUGCAUGGACCAUGGUAGGCACCGAUAUCGAUCCUAGUGCCGUGGCGUCGGCACGCGCUACGAUUGAAAGCAGUCCAUCGCUCGCACAGCGCAUCACACUUGUAGAGACCACGCCGCAUGCGCCGCUCUUUCCGCGCGGAAAGUUUGCAUUCUGCAUGUGCAAUCCGCCAUUUUACGCGUCGCCGGCGGAUCGCCAAGCAUCUGCAUCCGCCAAGCAAGAGGUGCGCCGCAAAUGUACUGGCCAUGCCACCGAGCUGUAUACCCCUGGCGGCGAGUUGCGGUUUGUGCAGCGGAUGAUGGACGAAAGCAUGCAGGAAUCAAAUCGAGCACGGAUCGUGUGGUUCUCUAGCAUGCUCGGCAAGCUGUCGUCACUGCAUGCGGCUGUAGCGCACUUGCGCUGCGCCAAAAUUACCAAUUACGCAGUUACUGAAUUUAUGCAAGGGACGACAAAGCGAUGGGCGAUUGCGUGGUCUUUUCACGGGGCGCGGCUUCCGGAUACGCUCGUGCGUAGCGAGGCACUAGCAAAGCUCGCGCCGCGUAGUACGGAGCGAACGACGUUGAUUUCGGCUAAUGGGAUUGCUGCUGCACUCCGGGAAUGCGCAACAUUGCCCAAGGAGCAUGUGGACGUGACCGUUUUGGGCGAGGAGCACGUCGCUUUGGGAUUGUACUCUGCUUGUUGGACACGCGGUGCGCGCAGGAAACGCAAGCGGAAAGAAGUGCUUGCACAGCGCGCGGAUCCCGUGCUUCAAGUCGAGCUUCGCGCGCAACACGGCAAGCUCACGAUUCGGUGGUUGUAUGGAAUGGACGCUGUUCUGUUCGAGUCGCUGAGCAAGCACCUGUUUGACUAUUUAGCGAAUUAUAGUCGAGAGUAA
Malassezia vespertilionis is the source of this 1026-nucleotide messenger RNA. Its product is annotated as 23S rRNA (adenine(1618)-N(6))-methyltransferase. Gene Ontology annotation, molecular function: 23S rRNA (adenine(1618)-N(6))-methyltransferase activity. Gene Ontology annotation, cellular component: nucleus. NCBI's taxonomy places the organism in Eukaryota, Fungi, Basidiomycota, Malasseziomycetes, Malasseziales, Malasseziaceae. Bases 1 to 1026 code for a protein of 341 amino acids. The transcript has 2 exons. Gene Ontology annotation, biological process: rRNA base methylation. The record is from RefSeq and is a predicted model, not a curated record.